UCUCUAAAAACUGCGGCUGUUCACAAUAAUAAUAAUAAUAAAUAAAUAAAUAUGGCGCCGGCGUUACUGACAGAUCUAGCGACGGAAAUUAUUAUUCCGGUAUGUGCUGUUAUCGGUAUCAUAUUUUCAUUGGUCCAAUGGGCAUUGGUUUCAAGAGUUAAGCUCACUCCUGAACGUAACGGCCCGCCGUCAAAUACCAAAAAUGGAUUUAACGAUUCUUUGAUUGAAGAAGAAGAAGGUGUUAACGAACAUAACGUUGUCCUUAAAUGCGCUGAGAUUCAAAGUGCCAUUUCUGAAGGAGCGACAUCCUUUUUAUUUACCGAGUAUCAGUAUGUGGGUAUUUUCAUGGUUGUUUUUGCAAUCUUGAUCUUUCUGUUUUUGGGUUCUGUUGAGGGAUUCAGCACAAAGAGUCAACAAUGCACCUAUAAUGUCCAUAUGAUGUGCAAGCCUGCACUUGCUACUGCUUUGUUUAGUACUGCAUCGUUUGUGCUUGGUGCGAUUACCUCUGUACUCUCUGGUUUCCUUGGUAUGAAAAUAGCUACUUAUGCGAAUGCAAGAACAACACUCGAAGCACGAAAAGGUGUCGGGAAAGCUUUUAUUGUUGCUUUUAGAUCUGGUGCAGUUAUGGGUUUUCUCCUUGCCGCAAAUGGUCUUUUGGUUUUGUAUAUUACUAUUAAUGUCUUUAAGUUGUAUUACGGCGAUGACUGGGAAGGCCUUUUCGAGGCUAUAACUGGUUAUGGACUUGGUGGAUCUUCAAUGGCUCUGUUUGGAAGAGUUGGUGGAGGUAUAUAUACUAAGGCUGCUGAUGUGGGGGCUGACCUUGUUGGGAAGGUCGAAAGGAACAUUCCUGAAGAUGAUCCUAGAAAUCCUGCUGUGAUUGCUGAUAAUGUUGGGGAUAAUGUUGGUGACAUUGCGGGAAUGGGAUCUGAUCUUUUUGGUUCAUAUGCCGAAUCAUCUUGCGCUGCACUUGUUGUUGCUUCCAUUUCUUCUUUUGGAAUCAACCACGAGUUCACUGCAAUGUGCUAUCCAUUGCUAGUUAGCUCAAUUGGAAUUGUUGUUUGCUUAAUCACCACACUUUUUGCUACGGAUUUUUUCGAAAUCAAGUCUGUCAAAGAUAUUGAGCCAGCACUAAAGAAUCAACUUAUUAUAUCUACUGUUCUGAUGACCGUUGGAGUUGCCAUUGUUAGUUUUAUUGCACUGCCUACAUCCUUCACUAUCUUUAACUUUGGUGCUCAGAAAGUUGUGCAUAACUGGCAACUUUUCUUGUGCGUGUGUGUUGGUCUUUGGGCUGGUCUUAUCAUUGGUUUUGUAACAGAGUACUACACCAGCAAUGCAUACAGUCCCGUGCAAGAUGUUGCAGACUCGUGCAGGACGGGAGCUGCAACAAAUGUCAUCUUCGGGCUUGCUCUGGGAUACAAAUCUGUCAUUAUUCCUAUUUUUGCAAUAGCAAUCAGCAUAUUUGUGAGCUUCAGCUUUGCAGCCAUGUAUGGUAUUGCAGUUGCUGCCCUUGGAAUGCUGAGCACAAUCGCCACUGGACUAGCCAUAGAUGCUUAUGGUCCCAUUAGUGAUAAUGCUGGCGGCAUAGCUGAGAUGGCUGGUAUGAGCCACAGAAUCCGGGAGCGAACUGACGCACUUGAUGCAGCUGGAAACACCACAGCUGCCAUUGGAAAGGGAUUUGCUAUUGGCUCGGCUGCUCUGGUUUCACUGGCAUUGUUUGGCGCAUUUGUGAGCCGUGCAGGAAUUGAAGUGGUUGAUGUGUUGACACCAAAAGUGUUCAUUGGUCUAAUUGUCGGUGCCAUGCUUCCAUACUGGUUUUCAGCCAUGACCAUGAAAAGUGUAGGCAGUGCAGCUUUGAAAAUGGUGGAGGAGGUUCGUAGGCAAUUCAAUACCAUCCCAGGUCUAAUGGAAGGCCUUACCAAACCAGAUUAUGCCACUUGUGUCAAAAUCUCAACUGAUGCAUCUAUCAAGGAGAUGAUUCCACCUGGUGCACUCGUCAUGCUAACUCCACUCAUUGUUGGGACCUUAUUUGGAGUCGAGACUCUUUCAGGUGUUCUUGCUGGCUCUCUAGUUUCGGGUGUCCAGGUAGCAAUUUCUGCAUCAAACACUGGUGGUGCAUGGGACAAUGCCAAAAAGUACAUUGAGGCUGGUGCGUCUGAACAUGCAAGAACCCUAGGACCAAAGGGAUCUGAACCACACAAGGCUGCGGUGAUAGGUGACACCAUUGGAGACCCAUUGAAGGAUACCUCUGGUCCAUCUCUCAACAUUCUCAUCAAGCUCAUGGCGGUGGAGUCGCUUGUGUUUGCUCCCUUCUUUGCUACUCAUGGCGGUUUGCUUUUCAAGCUUUUCUAAGGGCAAUGAUGGACCUCUUUUGUAGUAGUAUGUCUUAGAUUUCCUGCAGCUUUUAUAUUUAGCUGCUCUGGUUUAGGUUUAGUCGGAUAGUAUUUUUGAUGAAUAUCGAGAUUAUUAUUCGUAUUAGAGGAGAUUUAGAAUCAAGAAUAUUUUGUUAGUUUUCUUGAUACCGUUUAAUAUCAGCUGGUUGGGAGAAGUAUGCUAUCUUUCUUAA
This is a messenger RNA of Erigeron canadensis, 2563 nucleotides long. Its product is annotated as pyrophosphate-energized vacuolar membrane proton pump 1. Gene Ontology annotation, molecular function: inorganic diphosphate phosphatase activity; diphosphate hydrolysis-driven proton transmembrane transporter activity. The transcript has 8 exons. The record is from RefSeq and is a predicted model, not a curated record. Lineage: Eukaryota; Viridiplantae; Streptophyta; Magnoliopsida; Asterales; Asteraceae. Gene Ontology annotation, cellular component: membrane. The coding region runs from base 52 to 2349 and encodes 765 amino acids. Gene Ontology annotation, biological process: proton transmembrane transport.